AUGAAACCUCCCUGGGGUCUAGACCCUGGUGUUGAAUCAGUCUGUAAACUUUUCCAGAGAGAGGAGCCACCAAAGCCGAGGAGAACAGACCGGAUCCUGCAGCGUCAGGACAGCUGGUCCAGCUUUUACACCGGCAAACAGGACGAGGACCAAAGCACAGAUUAUAUCAAACCUCAGGAUGGUUUCAGUGCUCUGCUGAGGCGUCAUGGCGGCUCGAGGAGAAACUCCCUGCUGCGCUGGUGCCAGAGUCGUACCCAGGGUUAUAAGAAUGUUGAGAUCACAAACUUCAGCAGCAGCUGGGAGGACGGCCUGGUGUUCUGCGCCGUUUACCACACAUACUUACCAACGCACAUCCAGUACGACACCCUCGACCCAGCACACAAGAAGGAGAAUCUGGACCUUGCUUUUAAGACAGGAGAGAGUUUGGGAAUCACAGCCACACUGAGCGUGGAGGAGAUGCUGAAGGCCGACGGGCCGGACUGGCAGAGGGUCCUCGGUUAUGUGGAAAGUAUUUUCCGGCACUUUGAGAUGUGAAGUUAAAUGUCUCUCUUCUUGCUCUUCCUCCUGGUCCUUUACCAUGAUUGUGACUGAAGAACUGAAACACUGUUCAUCACAAUCUGCUAUUAAGACUUAACGGUGUGAUUUUAUGUAUCAAAUAUAAUGUUCAUCACACAGUAACUUAACCUUGGGAGUAUUUUUAGUUUUUUUACUUAUCUAUUCAUAUCCAAAUAGCAGCAGGGUGAUGCAACAGACACUAAACCAUUUGUCAGAUUUUAAAGUGAGUACAGGAAUACAAACACCUCGACUAUCACUUUCACAUUGGGUGCACUGGUUUUGCACUGAUUGUAAAAACAAAAGAGCACUUUAUUAUUAAUGUUUACUUUUGUUUCACUUUUUUUAAUUUCUGAUUAUGGGGCACUUAAAGUUUUAUUUAUCUUGACUUUAUAGUUAUUUUUUUACCAUGAACGUCUCCCACCAUGUCUGCAUGCACCCUAGCCCAAGAAGUAGGAUGCAGACAUGAGAUUUUAAAUGUUGGAAUAGUUAUGUUUUAACCUUAAAAACUAAAAUGUUCAUCAAUGCGAAAGUUAACUUUGAGGAAAUGUAAAUAUGUAAAUGUGUGUAAGCGCUUCAGUAUUUUUAGAAACAUGGUAAACAUAUGAAGAUGAUGUUGCCAAAGCCUUAAUGUAAUAAUAAAGUUAUGUGUA
Molecule: messenger RNA, 1205 nt
Organism: Notothenia coriiceps (black rockcod)
Lineage: Eukaryota; Metazoa; Chordata; Actinopteri; Perciformes; Nototheniidae
Product: cytospin-B-like
Exons: 8
Coding region: 1-534 (177 amino acids)
Molecular function (GO): protein binding
Source: RefSeq, a predicted model, not a curated record